UAGGUACUGUGUUUUUUACAAUGGCAAAUCCAAACUCAAUGACUAUAAAGUUUUCAAUACUGCUAAUCAUUAUACUUCUGGUUGAGGCUAGUGGUUUAACUUUCAAUCCUAAGGUACAUGUUUAUAUUCGGAAUGAUAUACCCCCACAUCCAACUCCUUUGAAUCUCACUGUUCACUGCAAAUCCAAAGAUGAUGAUCUUGGAUUUCACACACUCGUAUAUGGAGAAAUUUACACAUUUUCAUUUAGGCCAAGUUUGUUUCCACAGUUUUCUGCUACUUUAUUCUUCUGUAGCUUUGCAUGGAAAGGAAGUCCCGACCUUCACUAUCUUGACGUUUACGAUGAAGAUUUUGAUGAUUGCAUUGUUUGCAGUUGGAAAAUAACUAAAACCGGUGGUUGUAAGCCUUUAAAACAAAAACCUGAUGCUUGUGUAGUAUGGAAUACUAGGAUAGCAUUAAAGUGAUGAUGGAUGCGAAUAGUACAUCAAAGAUGUAACUUUUCUAUGUUUUUUACAAAUGAAAUAAUACAAGCAGAAUCUAUUUCUCUCUA
Molecule: messenger RNA, 547 nt
Organism: Lathyrus oleraceus (garden pea)
Lineage: Eukaryota; Viridiplantae; Streptophyta; Magnoliopsida; Fabales; Fabaceae
Product: S-protein homolog 29
Exons: 1
Coding region: 21-461 (146 amino acids)
Source: RefSeq, a predicted model, not a curated record